Molecule: messenger RNA, 324 nt
Organism: Jatropha curcas
Lineage: Eukaryota; Viridiplantae; Streptophyta; Magnoliopsida; Malpighiales; Euphorbiaceae
Source: RefSeq, a predicted model, not a curated record
AUGGCAAGCAAGAUUGUUAUUGUUGCCCUCCUUUCGGUAGCCAUUGUUGGUGUUGUUUCAAUUGCUCCCGUUGCUGCAGGCGCUGCUGCUACCAAAACCGACGCUGCAACAACCCCUGUUGCUGCCUCCUCACCCGCCGAUGAUACUGCAGAUGCUGCAGGUGCACCAGGUGACGCUGAAGGACCAUCCGGUGGUGCAUCAGCAACUGAGUCGAGCACUUCUGCUGAAUCACCAACUGUAGCUGCAAGUGGUGCUUCGGUUUCUGGAGUCGCAGUUGUUGGCAUAGCAGUGGUUUCGGCCGCAGUCACUGAUUAUUUCAUUUAA